Molecule: messenger RNA, 4191 nt
Organism: Eurytemora carolleeae
Lineage: Eukaryota; Metazoa; Arthropoda; Copepoda; Calanoida; Temoridae
Gene: Rat1
Product: 5'-3' exoribonuclease 2 homolog
Exons: 33
Coding region: 900-3935 (1011 amino acids)
Biological process (GO): nuclear-transcribed mRNA catabolic process
Cellular component (GO): nucleus
Molecular function (GO): RNA binding; 5'-3' RNA exonuclease activity
Source: RefSeq, a predicted model, not a curated record
AUAAAAUUUUUUUUCUUCAGUUUUUAGUUGAUAUUUUGCCCAUUGGAUCUGGAUCCAGGAAGCCCAAAUUUUGCGGAUCCAUCGGAUCCGUAUCCUAAGCACUGAAAAAUGGUAUAAAAACAUGCAUAUUUUGAAAAAACUACAAUUUUGUGAUAACUUGCAUAUUUUUUCAAAUGACACAGUAUUUGCAAUUUGCAUGCGGCGUCUUAAUUUCCAAGAAACAAGGCGCACCAAUUUUUUUUUCAGAAACAUCGUGAGCGGAAAGGUAGAACCUCCGUGGACGGAACUACUCUAAAAUUAGCACAGUUUUGCACUGAUGUAGAGAUGGCUGAAGUUGUAAGUGGAGGAUUUGAUUUAAAGGUUGCAAACCUACUCAGUUCAAUUGUACAGGAGUUGGAAGAAGCUGCUAAUGCUAAUCCAGAGGAAGAGGUUGAAGAAGCUGCUAAUGCGAAUUCAAAGGAAGAAGAUCAAGUCAUUUCAUCUGAACCAGCAAAGACAGGAUUUAAUAAAGAAACAAAGCAGAAUACUAGUAAAAAGAGAGGGAAAGGGAAAAGAAAAAAAAUGACUGAUAAGAAAGGAAGAAAGGAAAAUGAGGGUGAAACAAGUUUACACAAAGUUCAAAGUGGAAGAGUGAAGAAAGAAAGACCGAAAAGAGAUUCGUUAAAACCAAAAAAUUGACUAUGAGCAUUUUUCGCCACAGUCGUGUCUCAAAUUGCUUAAUAAAGUAAAGAAUAUAGAAAAGAAUUCGACGCCAACGAGAAAAUUGAAGUGACAUUUUGAGGUGUACCGCAGAUUACAUUUUCUUGCAGUAACUUAGAACUUAAGAUUUUCACAAUCUGAAUUAUUUCAGAAUUGAAUCAAUCCUGCGUAAAGCCCUUCUAGUGGCUUGAUCAGGCAGAAUGGGAGUUCCGGCAUUCUUCCGCUGGCUGACCAGGAAAUAUCCUUCCGUCAUCAUCCAAUGCAUCGAGGAAGGGAAUCCUGAGGUGGAUGGAGUAAAGGCUCCUGUAGACGCCUCUAAGCCUAAUCCUAAUGGAGUGGAGUUUGAUAAUCUCUACCUGGACAUGAACGGUAUUAUUCACCCCUGCACCCAUCCUGAGGAUAAGCCUGCUCCUAAGAAUGAGGAUGAGAUGAUGAUCGCCAUCUUUGAGUGCAUUGAUCGUCUCUUCGCCAUUGUACGUCCCAGGAAGCUUCUGUACAUGGCCAUUGAUGGUGUAGCACCCAGAGCUAAAAUGAACCAGCAGAGGUCCAGAAGGUUCAGGGCAAGUAAAGAGACUGCAGAGAAGAUUGAAACUAUGGAGAGAAUUAGGGAGGAGCUUGAAGCUAAAGGGAUGUACCUACCUCCACAGAAGCAGAAGGAUUCACAUUUCGACAGUAAUUGUAUCACCCCUGGGACACCUUUCAUGGCAAGAUUAUCAGUUUGUUUGAUGUACUAUGUUCACGAUCGGCUUAACAAUGACCCUGCUUGGAAGAAUGUAAAAGUUAUUCUCUCUGAUGCUAAUGUGCCUGGAGAGGGAGAACACAAGAUCAUGGAUUUCAUCAGGAAACAGAGAUCUCAGCCUGAUCAUGAUCCUAAUACACAGCAUGUGCUAUGUGGUGCGGACGCAGAUCUAAUAAUGCUCGGGCUUGCGACUCAUGAACCUAACUUUACAAUUAUCAGGGAGGAAUUCAAGCCGAACAAGCCCCGACCCUGUGAUCUAUGCCGUCAGAUGGGUCAUGAGAUUCACGAGUGUCAGGGUGCUGCUAAACCUCUGGACGGAGAAGAUUAUGUCGGAGAAGAUCAAAAGAUCUACGAAGAGCAGAAGUUUAUAUUUGUCCGUUUAUCAGUUCUCAGAGAAUAUCUCAGGAGAGAUCUUCAGAUGCCGAAUCUGCCGUUUCCCUACGAUUUCGAGCGUGUGAUUGACGAUUGGGUUUUCAUGUGCUUCUUUGUCGGCAAUGACUUCCUUCCUCACCUUCCAAGUUUGGAAAUAAGAGAGGGGGCGAUUGAUCGAUUGGUAAACCUGUACAAGAAAUCUGUGUACAAAACUGGGGGUUUCUUGACGGAUUCUGGAAUGGUGAACCCUGAACGAGUUCAACUUAUUAUGCAGGAUCUGGGGGAAAUGGAAGAUCACAUCUUCAAGGAAAGACAGAGGAGAGAACUGGAUUUCAGGGCCAGGAACAAAGCGAACAAACGAAGGUCUCAGGGGCAUUUAAACAAGGCCCCCGCCUGGGUUCCUCAAGGUCAGUUUGCCCCUAAGCCCCUGAUGGGGGACAGGGAUGAUCAGAGGUUGAAGAAUGUGAGACAGGAGGCCGCUGAAAUGAGGAUUAAGGGGAUGCAGAUAAGUUCUAACAGUGGAGGAGGAAGUAACACCACACACUCCAACCUGAGUAGGAUGGAUAGUGGAACUGCUCUUAAAGGGAUGAUCAGGGAGGAAGGAGGAGAUAGAGGUGUGAAAAGAUCAGCUCCACAAGAUGAGGAGGAGGACGAUGAGCCUCCAGAUGAGGUUCGACUUUGGGAGGAUGGAUUUAAGGAUCGAUAUUAUGAAUCUAAAUUCGAUGUAGGCACCGAAGACAGGGAGUUUAGAUACAGGAUUGCUGCUGAGUAUACUAUUGGUUUAUGCUGGGUCUUGCGAUAUUACUAUCAGGGUUGUAGCAGCUGGAAAUGGUACUUUCCGUAUCAUUACGCACCUUUUGCGUCAGAUUUCGUGAAUAUUGGAGAUAUCGAGAACAAGUUUGAGAAGGGCACCCGACCUUUUAAACCCAUGGAGCAGUUGAUGAGCGUUUUCCCUGCUGCAUCAAGACAACAUGUACCUGAUACCUGGGGUGAACUGAUGAUAGAUCCCAUGGGACCCAUCAUAGACUUCUAUCCCGUAGAUUUUAAAAUAGAUUUGAACGGGAAGAAGUACGCCUGGCAGGGUGUAGCAUUGCUGCCCUUUGUUGAUGAAGAGAGACUGCACAAGGCUCUAGAACCUGUUUACCCACAUCUCACCGCAGAGGAAAUUGCGCGAAAUGUGCGGGGAGAUGAUAGAAUAUUUCUGCGCGAGGGUCAUCCUGGACACAGUGUUCUUGCAAGUAUUUGGAGCGAUGAUCUUGAGCGGGAUCAGGAGGUUCCCAUACCGGCUGGACUUUUCCAGGGUAUGACGGGAAACGUACUAUGGAGCCGAGACUGCGUGGAGCCUCAGGGGACUUUUAAGACCCCGGUUUACGGGUUAAAACCACUGGAAGGAAACAGGGUGAUAUGCGCCAGAUACAGAGAUCCAAAAUAUCCGGAGGAUUUCAUAUUCCCAAGCAGAAGAUUAGAAGGAGCCAAGGAUCCCCCGACAGUCCUGAAACCUGGAGAUUUAACGGAACGUGGAUCCCGGGAGUGGAAACCUAGGAUGGGAUUCACAGAAAGAAGGGAUCAGGCAUCUUUGGGUGGUGCCGGGCAUAGAAUGCUGGGCCAUCAUACUCCUCGAGGUGGGGGUGGAUAUGGAGCCCCACCUGCUCUAGUUGGAGAUUUCGUAUUUCAAGAUGGUGAAAUGUCUGGCCGAGGACGAGGGCGUGGUGCCAGCUACGGGGGACGCGGUGGUGGUUACGAUGGGGGAUAUGGUGGGCGGGGCGGAGGGCAGGAUGGGGGAUACGGUGGGCGUAAUUACGGAGGGUCAUUUGGACGGGGUGGGAACAGAGGCGGAGGUGGAUAUGACAAUCGAGGUCGAGGAGGCGGAGGGGGGUAUCAGGGCGGAGGUCAGGAAGGUGGCGGUAGAUAUCAAUCCCGUGGAGGCAGUGGUGGAGGUGGAUACCAAGGACAUGGAGGAGGCGGAGGAGGUGGAUACCAAGGACAUGGAGGAGGCGGAGGUAGUGGAAAUCAAGGUAGAGGAGGAGGCGGAGGUUAUCAAGGUCGAGGUGGAGAUGGAAGUGGCGGAUACCAGAGCCGAGGUGGAGGUGGCGGCGGAUACUAUACCUCAGGGUACAACAGAUAGUGCCCAGUUUCCACUCAUAAAUUAAUUAUAAUUUUGUAAUCUCCUAUUUACACGAUUUACUUUUUGUGACUAAAAUGUGUAAUGUGUUUCAUUACGGCAAUUUAAUUGUAUUUUUUUAGAAUCAUACAUUUUUCUUUGUAAAAUGGAAUGCUGUUGUUCAUUUGACGAAAAAUGUUUAAACUUUUUUACUGUCCCUGACAAGAAACAGUAAACAAUUUGUUGUUUUUUUUUUAAUAUGAAGAGAUUUUUUCAGAAA